Loxodonta africana (African savanna elephant) is the source of this 8176-nucleotide messenger RNA. It is a transcript of the gene SLCO3A1, whose product is annotated as solute carrier organic anion transporter family member 3A1. Bases 3046 to 5043 code for a protein of 665 amino acids. The record is from RefSeq and is a predicted model, not a curated record. The transcript is spliced from 10 exons. Gene Ontology annotation, molecular function: protein binding. Gene Ontology annotation, cellular component: plasma membrane. Lineage: Eukaryota; Metazoa; Chordata; Mammalia; Proboscidea; Elephantidae. Gene Ontology annotation, biological process: prostaglandin transport; transmembrane transport; sodium-independent organic anion transport.
UGAGUCGGAAUUGACUCCACGGCAAUCGUUUUUGGUUUUGGGUUGGAGGUAAAAUUUGUAUACCUUUAAAUUCAUCCAUUGUAAAUGUACAGUGAGUUUUUGGUAAAUUUAUAGUUGGCAAUCAUCACUAUAAUCCAGUUUUAAAAUAUUUCUACCACCCCAAAAUUUUGCUCCUAUUGAUAUGGUUGGGAUGACAUCUGUCAUUUUGUAACUUGUGUUCCUUAUGUCUUUUGUGUCCCUUUGUUCCUUCUUUAUUACCUUCUUUUGUGUUAAAUACAUAAUUUUUAUUGUUUCAUUUUAUUCCUUUUUUAUUUUUUGAAUCACGUUCUUAGUCAUUGCAUCUCCAGUGCACAUUUAAGUUAUCAUUUCUACCAAUUCUGACCAUCAAGUGUCCCUUGCACAACACUCUCUACUAGGUUCAAUAAUUCGUUGCAAUGGCCACACAGAACUCACAGACCAUACUCACAAUUAACGGGCUUUAUUAGGGAAGUAACGGUUACAAUUCAGGCUCAGGAACACUCAGAAUACAGUUCUUCCAUCAGGAUAGCCUCUUCCCAGCUGUGCUCACAGGCACACCUCUCCCUGGCCCUCAGUCUCUGCCCAAAGGCACUCAGCUCUGUCUCUCCAUGGGCUGAGAAGUCCACCGGACCAUCUCCUGCUGCUGGGUCUCUCCUUCCUUGGUGGUGGUGAGCUCCUCCUCUCUGCUCUGGAAUUGGCUCUCUUUUAAGGCAAAACUGGCCAAUCCCCUUGGUAGGCCACAAUUACCCUAUCACAGUCACCUGGGUGGGACUUACAAGACCAUGGCUGGAAAGGCCACACACAAAAGUAAUUAAACGCACCACAGUCCCCACAUCUCUGGCCUGGUGCCUGGCACAUAGUCCAGCUGAUCCUCAGAGCUUCUUUACUAAGUGAUACUUGACAACGAAAGGAAAUGAGAACAGCUCACAGAGCAACGGCAGACGUGAGAAGAAACUGCAGGAAACCUGAGGAACAGAUGGCUUUGUGGCUUGUUGAGGCCAAAGCUUGGCUAGUUUUUGUCCUGGGCCCAUGUGUGUUUUCCCUCCCAGCUCUGGGAACUGCCCAAGAUGUCUGAUGUUGCUCAACAUCGUAUUGAACGUGUGACCAGGGCUUGUACGCUUCUGUUUUCAAGGAGCUAAUUAGCAUGAGUGUGGCCAGUUGAGAAGUGUCUCUGGGUAAAGCACCCUUGGGAGCAGAUAGUGCAGCUUGGCUGGCAUGCUUAUUUAGGUUCUUGCACGAAGGGGUCAGGCCCACUGCUGAGCUGCAGAAGGGCAGGGGGAGCUUAUGGGUGUGUAUUCGCCAAAAUCCUGGAGGGCUUGUAUGCUGCUCAGCCAUAUAGAGAUACUGGGCGCUUUAGAAAUUGGCGCCUCUUCCUCCGGUAGACACAGCCCCAUGCCAGUGCACGUGACUUGGGUGAAUAGAGUGUGGGCUGAAUGCAGUCUUCUCCUGCCACCUUAGCCAGACAUCUUUGUGCAAGAAAGUGUACAUCCUGUCCAACUGUAUGCAGUGGCCCUGGCUUAGCCACCAUGCGCCUGGCACUGUGCUCAGGAGCCAGGGGGCAGAUGUGAUAAGAUGCCCUUACUCUCAAGGAGCUUUCAGGCUUCAUGGGGGAGAUAAACAACAACAACAACAAAAAAAACCCAAACCCAGCGCCAUCGAGUUGAUUUUAACUCAUAGCAACCCUACAGGACAGAAUAGAACUGCCCUGUAGAGUUUCCAAAGAGCACCUGUUGGAUUCAAACUGCCAACCCUUUGGUUAGCAGCCGUAGCACUUAACCACUACGCCAUCAGGGUUUCCCAUGGGGGAGAUAGAUGUGCCUAAAUAAUGACCCCAGCAUGGAAAUCUGUCAGGUACUAUGGCAGCACACGAGAAAGUGGAUGCAGGGAAGGAUUCGGGGAGGAGGUAGUAUUGGAGCUGCAUGCUGAUGAAGAAAGAGGGAUUUCAAGGUGAGCAUGGAGUAGGGGAUGGGUGGCGUUUUAACCCUUUUAGAGGUUGGGGGAUGAGAAGGACCCAGGCCAAUGUAGGAAAGUACAACUAGGGAUUGCUGCAGGAAAGGCGGCCAGAGGGGCAGAAUGCAGCCAGAUCAUGGUGGGUCUAGAACCCAAGACAAGGAGCUUGGGCCUUUCCAGUUGGCAGUGGCCUUCGCUGAGAAUUUUUAAGCAGGACAACAACCUGAUGAAGAUUGGAGGAUGGACAUGGAUUGGAAUAGGGGAGAGAGGAUAGGGGAUGGCCAGGGAAGAUGCACUUGCAGCUCAGGAAAGAGAUGACGAGCAGCUGAACCGAGAUAGUCAGGAUCUGGAGGAGGGAUAAAGGGAGAGAGAGAGAGAGAGCAAGACUGAGGAGGAGCAGCAAUAGGACUUGGCGACUGGCAGGAUAUGGAAACCUGGGAGCCCGUCAGGUUCUUGGGCCUGGGCCUGGGUCAAUAUCAGGGAGGUACUGAUGCUCCUGGAGAGGGGAUCUGAGAGUGGGCUGCACCGAGCAGGUGGUGGAGAGCAGAAUUCUGCUUGGGGACCUGAGUCUGGUGCUUGUUGUGGCCACCCAGGGAGAGAGGGCUGGUCAUAGUCAGAUGUGGGGUGUGGAGCACAGAGGCACAGUGCAGACUGCAGGGAGCUAUGAGUGUCAUCAGCAUGUCAGUGACGGGAGAAUGUAAGGAUUUCCCAGUGAGAACAAUCCAAUGACUCAAGUCAGGGAUGUGACCUUGGAGAAUUCUGGCCUGUAGAGAACAAGAGAAGGUGAGGAGAAGGAGGAAAAGGAGCAAGCAGGGAAAUAAGAGGAGAAUUGAAGACAGCUAAGUCGUGCAAGUCACAGAGGGAGUGGUCAGCUGUGUCAGAGAUCACAUGGACACUGGUAUGAUAAGGACAGGGAAGUAACAAUUGCACUUAAAAAGUAGAAGGUCAUUGGAACCUUUACCAAGAGCAGCUUCCUGUGGCCAUAGCAGCAAUAGCAGCAGAGGCUUCGUUGCACUGGGCUGACUUGAGCAUAGGAAACAGGCAAAUGUACCCAGCAGAUGUAGACUUUCUUUAGAGAUGCAGGACAGAGGGAAAGGAAGGAGGAUGGCAAUGACAAGAAAGGUCAGCGUUCUGACCACACUGGAGCGGAGGUUCAACUUGCAGAGCGCUGACGUGGGUGUGAUCGCCAGCAGCUUUGAGAUCGGGAACCUGGCGCUCAUCCUCUUCGUGAGCUACUUCGGGGCCCGUGGGCACCGGCCGCGCCUUAUCGGCUGCGGUGGCAUCGUCAUGGCGCUGGGCGCGCUGCUCUCGGCGCUGCCCGAGUUCCUGACGCACCAGUACAAGUACGAGGCCGGCGAGAUCCGCUGGGGCGCCGAGGGCCGCGACGUGUGUGCUGCCAAUGGCUCGGGUGGUGGCGAGGGCCCAGACCCGGACCUCAUCUGUCGGAACCGGACCGCCACCAACAUGAUGUACUUGCUGCUCAUUGGGGCCCAGGUGCUCCUGGGCAUCGGUGCUACCCCAGUGCAGCCCCUGGGGGUCUCCUACAUCGACGACCACGUGCGCAGGAAGGACUCUUCGCUCUACAUAGGAAUCCUGUUCACAAUGCUGGUAUUUGGACCAGCCUGCGGAUUUAUCCUGGGAUCUUUCUGUACCAAAAUCUAUGUGGAUGCAGUCUUCAUUGACACAAGUAACCUGGACAUCACGCCGGACGACCCCCGCUGGAUCGGAGCCUGGUGGGGUGGCUUUCUGCUCUGCGGUGCCUUACUCUUCUUCUCCUCCCUCUUGAUGUUCGGGUUUCCACAGUCCCUGCCUCCUCACUCAGACCCCGCCAUGGAGAGCGAGCAGGCCAUGCUCCCCGAAAGAGAAUACGAGAGGCCCAAGCCCAGCAAUGGCGUCCUGCGGCACCCCCUGGAGCCGGACAGCAGUGCCUCCUGCUUCCAGCAGCUGAGAGUGAUUCCGAAGGUCACCAAGCACCUGCUCUCAAACCCCGUGUUCACCUGCAUCAUCCUGGCCGCCUGCAUGGAGAUUGCAGUGGUGGCUGGCUUUGCAGCCUUCUUGGGGAAGUACCUGGAACAGCAGUUUAACCUCACCACCUCUUCUGCCAACCAGCUGCUCGGGAUGACCGCGAUCCCGUGUGCCUGUCUGGGAAUCUUUCUGGGCGGUCUCCUGGUGAAGAAGCUCAGCCUGUCUGCGCUUGGGGCCAUUCGGAUGGCCAUGCUCGUUAACCUGGUGUCCACAGCUUGCUACGUCUCCUUCCUCUUCCUGGGCUGUGACACGGGCCCUGUGGCUGGGGUUACUGUUCCCUAUGGAAACAACUCAGCAGCCGGCUCAGCCCUGGACCCCUACUCGCCCUGCAAUAAUAACUGUGAAUGCCAAACCGACUCUUUCACUCCAGUGUGCGGGGCGGACGGGAUCACCUACCUGUCUGCCUGCUUUGCUGGCUGCAACAGCACGAAUCUCACCGGCUGCGCGUGCCUCACCACUGUCCCCCCUGAGAACGCGACCGUGGUGCCUGGGAAAUGCCCCAGCCCCGGGUGCCAGGAGGCCUUCCUCACCUUCCUCUGCGUGAUGUGCGCCUGCAGCAUGAUCGGCGCCAUGGCGCAGACGCCCUCGGUCAUCAUCCUCAUCAGGACUGUCAGCCCUGAACUCAAGUCUUAUGCCCUGGGAGUUCUUUUUCUCCUCCUUCGUUUGCUGGGCUUCAUCCCCCCACCCCUCAUCUUCGGGGCUGGCAUCGACUCCACUUGCCUGUUUUGGAGCACAUUCUGUGGGGAGCAGGGCGCCUGCGUCCUCUACGACAACGUCAUCUACCGAUACCUGUACGUCAGCAUUGCCAUCGCGCUCAAGUCCUUUGCGUUCAUCCUGUACACCACCACGUGGCAGUGCCUGAGGAAAAACUAUAAACGAUACAUCAAAAACCACGAGGGCGGGCUGAGCACCAGUGAGUUCUUUGCCUCUACUCUGACCCUAGACAAUCUGGGGAGGGACCCUGUGCCCGCAAACCAGACCCAUAGGACAAAAUUUAUCUAUAAUCUUGAAGACCACGAGUGGUGUGAGAACAUGGAGUCUGUUUUAUAGUGACUAAGGAGGGCUGGACUCUGUAUUAGUAAUCUGAGGGUCAUUUUUCUUAAAAAAAAAAAACAAAGAAAAAAGAGUUUAAAAAAAAUCCGCGCACACAGAGACAUAUACGUGCACACACACGCACACAUGCACACACAUACACUCGUACAGACACACACAUGCUCUUACACACAUACACACACACAUACACCCACAUGGGACCUUUGUCCUUCUUCUCAAAACCAGAGCCAAACAGGAUUCAGAAUAAGGAGAAGGCUGAGAUUAUAUGUUUGCGGUACGGCCAGGGUUGCGGAGGACGUGCACACUGCUGGGGCCCAGAGUCUACUCUUGGAAGGCACCUCUCAGUUUUCGGGAUGCCAACAGCUGCAAGCAACAGGCACUGCCAAAUUCAGGGAACUGUGGUGGCCAGUUUGGAGGACGGACCUUUCCGGAUGUACAUACACAUACAAAACAAAAAACCAACGUUAAGGAAAAAGUCUACUAAAAAAAAAACACACAUACACAAAUUGACAACAUGGCCAGGACAAGCACUAGUGACACACCCCGUGCCCCUCUCCCUCCACGCGGGAGGUGAGGAGGCAUGCCCGCCGAGGAGUGGGAGCCCCACUCCCCACUCUAACUUUUGCAAUAUGGGUCACUGUGUAGACGACUCACCCAGUCUGCAUGUGGUUCAAGGCCCCAGAGUUCUCUCAGCGAUGCUAAUGGGUGAUCCGUGCUGGAGUCUGUAAUUGGCACCUCUCACCAGCUCCAUUUCCAUGUUCAAGACUGAGGGCCUGGGGGGAGCCGUGAGUGGGGAGCCAGCACCUAACCUCCCCUCUGCAGCACCCUACUCCCCCCAGCCCCACAGAGUGACCUCAGGAAGCAAUGGGCCUCGCCUGGCUAUGACUGACUCCACUCAGAGCUGUUGAGGCCCAACCUAGUCCAAGUCAUUUGCUUACAUUUGCCAAACAUUUUGCCAUUUUUUAAGGAGAAAACAAUGCAUAUGAAUUUCAAACUGUUGUAUGUAUAAUCCUCUAAUACUCUUUUUAACCACUUCUAAAAUCUGUGUUAACCCUUCCAUCACUAACACAGUUCUCUAGGCCGAGUUUAUUAUGCUGAUUGCUUUUACUUUUCUCCUUUUUUAAUGCACCAAAAAAUAUAAUGUGAUUCAAGGGAUGCAGUUAAUCUAUGGUAAUUUUUAUGCUUUUUUCUUCACUCAGAUACUCUAUAAAAACAUUAAGAAAAUACGAUGUUGUAAGAAGGGGGUCGGGGGGGAGUGCUUCAAAAAGAGAGUGGAUAUGCAGCCUGCCUUUAAAAGAAUCACAUUUGAGACAACGGGAUAAUGUGAUGAAUUGCAGAUUUGCCUUCUCGCUUUAUUCCCCAAGAUUCAGUGAUCACUGUCAUGGGAAGCCCUUGUAUAUUCACGUUCCACACUCUUGAGAGGCGCUCUUUCCAGCUGGUAGGGGGAGACACACCUGGUUGUGGGAUUGUGUAUAGGGGUCCAGACUCAGUGUGGUGAUUCUGGGGCUAGGAGAGAGGAAACAGCUCCCUACCACAAGCUGUUGAGCAGUCUGGUCACGAAUAGACCCACAAGCUCCUGCAAGCUACCACAUGUCCAGUGUGUGAAAACGUCGAUGAUAUAUUUCAGGGUCCAUCUUGGACUAACGAGUCUUUGUGUGCCUUGAAAGUGGCUGAAUCUUGAGCAGCUAGAGAAUAAACCUGCCAUUGUCUGGGAUGAGAAUCAUGUGGAAAAACCUUUUGCAGCCAGCAGACAGAGCCUUAUAAAAAGGCUGUUUCCAUAAGGAGACAGAGCUUAAGUGUGCCGAUCACGCGCACAGGCACACACGCAUACACACACUCUCUGACAGAAGGCCUAGUUAAUUUGCCCUUCAUGCUUCUUUGGUAGUCCCUGGGUGGCGCAAACAGUUAACACACUUGACUGCUAACCUACGGGUUGGAGGUUCGAGUUAACACAGAGGCACCUUGGAAGAAAGGCCUGGUGAUCUACUUCCAAAAAAUCAGCCAUUGAAAACCCUAUGGAACACAGUUCUACUCUGACAGACAUGGGGUCACCAUAAGUUAGAGUCAGCUUGACACAGCUGGUUGGUUGGUUGGUUUGUUUUGAUUUUUUGUUUUUAUGCUUCUUCAGUGACCUUCAUCCAUGCCACACUCAUGGCCCUCAAGGAUUGGUUGGUUGGCUGGUUUUUCACCUCAGACAUAUAUGUGCAGUACACCCACGCAACACCAAAAAAAUCAGGGAAGAGAAGUGGGGGGCAUUGUGCCAAAUUUUUACAAACACUGUAAGCACAGAGAUUUGAAAGAUAGCCCCAAAACUUGAGAAAACACCAAACAAGGAUGACCAAAAAAGCUUGUGUCCUGGUUGCUGUGCCAUGGUGAUCAGCUGCCUGGGACAGGAUGCUUCUGAAACAAGCCUUUUGUCUCUUUUGUGUUAGCCUGUCUUUGUUUAUGAAAGUGGGGGCACUCAUCAACAUGUUAACGACUGAAAGGGGGACAGUGCUCCCAUCAGUUCGUAAAAUAUGUACGCUCUGUCGCUUCUAAGCCUUUGAUAACAUUCUGUACAUGUCUUGGUUUGGUUUGGUUUGGUUUUGAAAAUGUAUUAUUAAUAGAUCACUGCCCUCUUAUAUAUUAUUUCCUAGCUCUCCAGACCCACUGCACACACUUUGAGGCCCUAAGAUCUCAUGUUUUAUGGGGCUAUUUGCUUUAAAAAAAAAAAAAAAAUUUUUUCCUGUACAACCUUUUGUAUUUUGGAUUUUUUUCCCCCCUAAGAUUCUAGGAUGAGUGAGAAUAAGAUAGUAGAAUAACAAAGGAAAACAACUCCAGGGCUAAGUUUUAUCACCAACUGGAUAUAAAUUUCAACUCCCUGGGAUUGCAAUAUGGCUUUGGAGUGUAUUGUGUCACCUUUAAAGUUUUUAAUUUCUCUCUCAUACUACAGAACAGAAAACCCAGUCUAGUUCUAAUUUUCCUUUUGUGCUACACAGAACCAUUGAACAUAAAAUGCUAUUAGAUCUAGCCCCUUGGUUAUUUGAUUUUGAGUGGUAUUUUGAAUGAAAAGAUUUUCUGAUAAGAUCUCCAUUGGACUUAGAGAAAACAAAAAUGUGAGGGAUGGAAUAAACCUAGAAAGUGAAUGUUA